CCCUUCCUUGGUUAUAAGCAAGAGAUCAACACAGGUGAGUUUUUCUGAGUUUACCACCUUUGCUGAUCUUCUACUGAAUGUGCAUUUAAUUUUUAAAGGUGUGUGCCGGGAGUACUGUGCGCAGUCGGACUUUGCAGCCGGCUGAUAGACCCAGUGCUGCACUGACAGGUGCACAGAGAUCACCCAGAUCUCACCAGUAAAGGACGUGUCUUUGGGAAGUGGUGAAAGCUUUCCUUUGGUUGUUCACCGUUGCUGUCUGCAGUUGGUUCUCCUCUUGGAGCUAAUAGCCACUCAUUGUUUUGUGACAUUUUGGAAGGUGGGAAAUACCAGGAGAAAAGAACCCAGUGCUGCCAAUGGCCAGUGGGAAUGAAAGGUCUGAGUCAAAGAGAUGCAGCCGAACGGAACAAAUCACCCACAAAAGAAGGAAUGAAGACCUCCUGACAUUCUACCUGCGUCAUCAGGAUGCACUAAGAAGUCCCUGCGCAUGCCACCAAAGCAACAUUUUCACUCUGCCAUGUUCUGACGCUAUGAGGAGAGACAUCCAAGUGCUUCAGAAGUUCAUCAGGAAGUACGAGCCCCGUGGAGCUGUUGUUACCAAAGAAGAAGUUGUUAUUGUCAGUAGAGACACUGAAGUUUGCAAACAAAUGUCACCAAAGAGCCUCACCAAUACUGCAACCCUAAUGAAAGAACACAGGAUAGAAGCAGGAAGCAGAGGCUGCCCAGAAUCCCAGAGCACAGACCUUGGGGGGCCUCCAAGAGGCAGGCCACGGUCACAGCCUCCAGCUCCAAGGGACCAAAGGGAACCAAAGGAUUUAGGUCUUCCCCCUGAUGAUUUCAGCAAGAAGGUCUAUGGGCUGGCAGCCACUUAUCUCUCAGUAGCAGUGGGACUUCUGGGCUGGUCCAGGCUACGGCUCCAGCUGGGGAACUAUUACUGGCUGUCACUCACUUUUGUGAUGUGCAUUGCUCUUAUCCUCCUGAGCUCUGCAGCCAACCAAAUGGGUUCCAUGAGUGCCUUUUACAGCUUCACAGUGACAGCAAUUGGAAGUGCAAUACUUGGAAUUAUUUCAGACUCCUAUGAGUCAGUGACAGUAAUGCUAGUUGGAGGAAUAACUGCAGCUGCAACCCUGUUACUGUAUUUAUUUGCUCUGAAGACAAAUCUAAAACAGCCUCUCUCUGCUCGGUGUCCUCAGAAACCCCUGACGAACCUGACCAUAUCGAGCACUUUGAGCAUCCUGUGGGCUGCUGGGGCAGUUGCCUGUGUCAUGAUAAACUCAUACAAAUUCCAGGCUUUGUACGCUCUGUUUGGAAUUCUGUUCUUUGCUACUGAUCUAACAAGGACAGUGACUGAGCUCCAAAGUCAGCCCACAGAAAUGCAGCGCUCCAUGGACCACGCUGAGGCAGCACAAGGACUUUUCAUACCCGUUGCUAUGAUUUUCUUCUUUACUUUGCUAUUAGUUGGCUGAACACAUGGCAAAGCGAAAUAUCUUGGCUGCCUUCAACUAUCAGCAAAGUGCCACUUUUACCUAAAGGAAGGUACACGACUGCUCGUUGAGGCAUUCUGGCAAGGUGGCUGUGGAAUGUAUUUUCAUGUAAUAGUAAUUCUAUGGAUGAAAAAUUUCUUAAGAUAGGGUAGCAGUGUAUUAACGAGAGAGUGAGCACAACAUACUGAGCUCAUCUGUAAAAUACUGUUUUCCUCACUGAUGAGAUGGUCCCAGGGCAAAGCUUAGGGCCAGGCCCCUUGAUCAAUGAAUUAUGUUGCAUUUAUUGUCAGAAUGGCACCCCAGUGAAAAGUUACGGACUGCAGAGAAGAGGGGAAAUGUUUGAGGGGAUGAUGAUGGUUACUGUGAAUAUCUUUUUUAAGGACUGUCAUUUGUACUUUUUGAUGCUUGGUAAUUUGAUAGAGCAGCAACCAGGAAUCGUGACAAAGUGCAAAAGCCAGGAGUGAUGUCACUUUAGGAUUAACUGCUGCAACAUGCUGAGCAUGGGCACACAUCUCGUAUGCAUGUAGUGAGUUAUUUAAGAACUUGAGAUUUAACCCUGUGUUAGCAUUAUACUGCUGGUUUUGGAGCAUUACGGGCAUUUAGAAAAUCUUUAAUUAUUGACAGUAUCCCUUAUAUACAUUUUGCCAGCUACAACAAUUUAGCAAAACUUAAAUACCACCUGAUUCAGUACUUGCAGUCUUCUGAUUAAAAUAUGCAGUCCACUACAUAUGGUCAUCUGCAUAAUUUUUACCAGUGUGUUCAGUAUUUUAUAAUAUGCCAUCCAAGUAUAUAUGUAAGACUUCUUGCUUUUUGCUGAUGCUAAAUACACUUGAAAUUGAAUAAAGCUGGAGGCAGUGCUUAA
This is a messenger RNA of Gallus gallus (chicken), 2343 nucleotides long. RefSeq lists its product as uncharacterized. The coding region runs from base 354 to 1463 and encodes 369 amino acids. The record is from RefSeq and is a predicted model, not a curated record. The transcript has 10 exons. Lineage: Eukaryota; Metazoa; Chordata; Aves; Galliformes; Phasianidae.